Messenger RNA from Truncatella angustata, 1341 nucleotides. RefSeq lists its product as uncharacterized. The record is from RefSeq and is a predicted model, not a curated record. The transcript has 2 exons. NCBI's taxonomy places the organism in Eukaryota, Fungi, Ascomycota, Sordariomycetes, Amphisphaeriales, Sporocadaceae. The coding region runs from base 1 to 1341 and encodes 446 amino acids.
AUGCCCGCCAACCCCCAUGGCGCUGUUGUUGGGGCGCAACGAUUCAAGUGUUCAGUUGUCGCUGUCUGUGACGAUGCAAGGACAACAGGCGCUAUCAAUUCCCUCGAUGUGGGCCAGUCAUUCGAAUUUCACGCAAUAUACACACCACCAGGUGCGGUUCUAUUCAGGCUGAGCAUCGCCCUCAACGACAAGACAACCCUCUACCUGCAGCUCCCGCCCGACCACAUCUCGUCACUUAGAAAGACUACUUGCCACAAAAGCGGCACCACGCGCCCAUCGUGCUUUGACCAGUUCGACUUGCUACGUGGCGACGGUCUUGUCACGCCGGCUGGGUUCAUUCUCGACGGCUAUGACAUCUUGUCGCGACAAAAGUUCCUAUCAAUUGCCGCUUUGGCCACCGCCUCGACAUUGUCCCUAUACAUGCCACGCAAUAUUAUGACAAAUAAGAUAUAUCAGGGCUUUUACCAGUCCUAUCAGUGUUAUCAGUCCAACAAAGCAAACUGGGAUGAAUCAGUCGCGCGAGCGUCAGAUCUUCGAAAGUUUUAUAACGGCAGAGGCGGUGCACUUUGCAGUUCUGAAAGGUGUUCGAGUUUGGUACUCGAGGCAGCCGCUGCUACAGUUGCCGCUAGCUCUCCACCAGACUACCGCUCACUGCCAAAGUGCGAUGAUAUCGAGGGGCAGGGGUCUUUGUUACCAGCAUCCCAACAAUCGACGGUGUCCGAGUCGGAUGAUACCGUCGCUGUCGCCACUCCGCCAGGAUACGAUGACGAUAAACCACCGGCUUACGCUGGCCGUGCCAAGAAGCGUAAUAUCAGCAGUGAUGAUGAUGAUGACACGGCCAGUCAGCUCCGACAUGACAAUGCCAGAAAACCGAAGUUACGGGUAUCCAGGGCAUCGUCGCAGUCCCACGACCCAUCCACAGAUUUUGUCUGUAGACUAAAAGCCCUAGAGACUCGAAUGAGAAGCCAAGAAGAAGAACUGAAACAAGUUCGCGCAAACCUAGCGGCGCUUCAGAGUCAAAAUAACGAUCUACAAGAACGUCUUGAUAUUGCCGAGAGUGACCAAGAGAAAACAGUAGAGACAGUUGAGCUUACAGGCAUCCAUACUCGUGAAUUAGAGCAGGAUCAUGAGAUACUCAAAGGGCAGGUGUCCGACAUUCGUCAGGAGUUUGAGGACUACCAGGUCACGGCAGGUGAUGACGUAGAGCGCUGGGUUGAUGAGAAUUUGGGUGAUUCACUGGACAAGUACAUUGAGCGAUAUAUUCAGCAGUACAUGGAAAAAAAGGCGGUGGACUUCGUGGCUGGUUUCAAACGAAAACUCCGCAGUCUUCUUGAUGACUAG